AUGCUUCUUUCAACUCUCUUACACCCCCCCCCCCUUCCCUCUCUCACUGAUUCACUCACGCCCCCCUCUCUCCUUCCCUUCAUCUCCUUCCCUUCAUCUCCUUCCCUUCAUCUCCUUCCCUUCAUCUCCUCCCUUCAUCUCCUUCCCUUCAUCUCCUCCCUUCAUCUCCUUCCCUUCAUCUCCUUCCCUUCAUCUCCUUCCCUUCAUCUCCUUCCCUUCAUCUCCUUCCCUUCAUCUCCUUCCCUUCAUCUCCUUCCCUUCAUCUCCUUCCCUUCAUCUCCUCCCCUUCAUCUCCUUCCCUUCAUCUCCUUCCCUUCAUCUCCUUCCCUUCAUCUCCUUCCCUUCAUCUCCUCCCUUCAUCUCCUCCCUUCAUCUCCUUCCCUUCAUCUCCUUCCCUUCAUCUCCUUCCCUUCAUCUCCUUCCCUUCAUCUCCUUCCCUUCAUCUCCUUCCCUUCAUCUCCUUCCCUUCAUCUCCUUCCCUUCAUCUCCUUCCCUUCAUCUCCUUCCCUUCAUCUCCUUCCCUUCAUCUCCUUCCCUUCAUCUCCUUCCCUUCAUCUCCUCCCUUCAUCUCCUCCCUUCAUCUCCUUCCCUUCAUCUCCUUCCCUUCAUCUCCUUCCCUUCAUCUCCUUCCCUUCAUCUCCUUCCCUUCAUCUCCUCCCUUCAUCUCCUCCCUUCAUCUCCUUCCCUUCAUCUCCUUCCCUUCAUCUCCUUCCCUUCAUCUCCUUCCCUUCAUCUCCUUCCCUUCAUCUCCUUCCCUUCAUCUCCUUCCCUUCAUCUCCUUCCCUUCAUCUCCUUCCCUUCAUCUCCUUCCCUUCAUCUCCUUCCCUUCAUCUCCUUCCCUUCAUCUCCUUCCCUUCAUCUCCUCCCUUCAUCUCCUCCCUUCCCUUCAUCUCCCUCCCUUCAUCUCCCUCCCUUCAUCUCCCUCCCUUCAUCUCCUUCCCUUCAUCUCCUUCCCUUCAUCUCCUUCCCUUCAUCUCCUUCCCUUCAUCUCCUUCCCUUCAUCUCCUUCCCUUCAUCUCCUUCCCUUCAUCUCCUUCCCUUCAUCUCCUCCCCUUCAUCUCCUUCCCUUCAUCUCCUUCCCUUCAUCUCCUUCCCUUCAUCUCCUUCCCUUCAUCUCCUCCCUUCAUCUCCUCCCUUCAUCUCCUUCCCUUCAUCUCCUUCCCUUCAUCUCCUUCCCUUCAUCUCCUUCCCUUCAUCUCCUUCCCUUCAUCUCCUUCCCUUCAUCUCCUUCCCUUCAUCUCCUUCCCUUCAUCUCCUUCCCUUCAUCUCCUUCCCUUCAUCUCCUUCCCUUCAUCCUCCCUUCAUCUCCUUCCCUUCAUCUCCUUCCCUUCAUCUCCUUCCCUCAUCUCCUUCCCUUCAUCUCCUUCCCUUCAUCUCCUUCCCUUCAUCUCCUUCCCUUCAUCUCCUCCCUUCAUCUCCUUCCCUUCAUCUCCUUCCCUUCAUCUCCUUCCUUCAUCUCCUUCCCUUCAUCUCCUUCCCUUCAUCUCCUCCCUUCAUCUCCUUCCCUUCAUCUCCUUCCCUUCAUCUCCUCCCCUUCAUCUCCUCCCCUUCAUCUCCUCCCCUUCAUCUCCUCCCUUCAUCUCCUCCCUUCAUCUCCCUCCCUUCAUCUCCUCCCUUCAUCUCCUUCCCUUCAUCUCCUCCCCUUCAUCUCCUUCCCUUCAUCUCCUCCCCUUCAUCUCCUCCCUUCAUCUCCUCCCUUCAUCUCCUCCCUUCAUCUCCUCCCUUCAUCUCCUCCCUUCAUCUCCUCCCCUUCAUCUCCUCCCCUUCAUCUCCUCCCCUUCAUCUCCUUCCCUUCAUCUCCUUCCCUUCAUCUCCUUCCCUUCAUCUCCUUCCCUUCAUCUCCUUCCCUUCAUCUCCUUCCCUUCAUCUCCUUCCCUUCAUCUCCUUCCCUUCAUCUCCUUCCCUUCAUCUCCUUCCCUUCAUCUCCUUCCCUUCAUCUCCUUCCCUUCAUCUCCUUCCCUUCAUCUCCUUCCCUUCAUCUCCUUCCCUUCAUCUCCUCCCCUUCAUCUCCUCCCCUUCAUCUCCUCCCUUCAUCUCCUCCCUUCAUCUCCCCCCUUCAUCUCCUCCCCUUCAUCUCCUCCCCUUCAUCUCCUCCCUUCAUCUCCUUCCCUUCAUCUCCUUCCCUUCAUCUCCUCCCUUCAUCUCCUUCCCUUCAUCUCCUUCCCUUCAUCUCCUUCCCUUCAUCUCUUCCCUUCAUCUCCUUCCCUUCAUCUCCUCCCUUCAUCUCCUCCCUUCAUCUCCUUCCCUUCAUCUCCUUCCCUUCAUCUCCCUCCCUUCAUCUCCUUCCCUUCAUCUCCUUCCCUUCAUCUCCUCCCUUCAUCUCCUCCCUUCAUCUCCUUCCCUUCAUCUCCUUCCUUCAUCUCCUUCCUUCAUCUCCUUCCUUCAUCUCCUUCCCUUCAUCUCCUUCCCUUCAUCUCCUUCCCUUCAUCUCCUUCCCUUCAUGCGCACUCAUGCUAUGUCACCCAGCCAUCCACCAACCCUCCCUCCCUCAACUUUGUUUCUCUAUUUUCCUUUCAAACCUCUCCCUCUCCAUCCGUUCCUACUUUCUCGGGCAACAGAAGCUCUGCCACUACCUUCUCUUCUCUCGUCCCUACAUCUCCCUCUGAUCUCCUCGCUUUCCCUCUCCCUCCGCCCUCCAGCCAUCCGCAGGGCGGCAGACCCAACCCUCUUGAACCUCUGCCUCGACUCUCCCUCCUCUUCUCUCCGUUUCCCUCUAAUCUCCCUCUCUCCCCUCCCUCUCUCCCCUCCCUCUCCCUCUCUCCCCUCCCCCUCCUCUCUCCCCUCUCUCUCCCUCUCCCUCUCUCCCUCUCUCCCCUCCCUCUCCUCUCUCCCCUCCCUCUCUCCCCUCCCUCUCCCUCUCUCCCCUCCCUCUCCCUCUCUCCCCUCCCUCUCCCUCUCUCCCCUCCCUCUCCCCUCUCUCCCCUCCCUCUCCCUCUCCUCCCCUCCCCUCCCCUCUCCUCCCCCUCCCUCUCUCCCCUCCCUCUCUCCCCUCCCUCUCUCCCCUCCCUCCUCCCAGCCAUCCACAAGGCAGCAGGCCCAGCCCUCCACAAGCUCUGGUUUGACCUGCCAGUGCUGAGGAAUGGCAAUCGCUGCGAGACAGGAGAUGCUGCUGACCACCGGCAAAUUCUCUGCAAUGCAGGGCUUGCUGUUGACCACAGGCAAAUUCUCUGCAAUGCAGGGCUUGCUGUUGACCACAGGAGUCCUAUCUUCUGCAGCAAAUUCUCUGCAAUGCAGGGUUUGCUGUUUACCGUCGGGAUGAUGUUAUGUGAAGAGUCUUGUUUUCUGCAGCAAUUUCUCUGCCAUUUCUCACGUUUUCUAGCCGCAAUUGAGCCUUGA
Closterium sp. Yama58-4 is the source of this 3336-nucleotide messenger RNA. The record is from the annotation of a GenBank genome assembly. Lineage: Eukaryota; Viridiplantae; Streptophyta; Zygnematophyceae; Desmidiales; Closteriaceae.